Elaeis guineensis (African oil palm) is the source of this 924-nucleotide messenger RNA. NCBI's taxonomy places the organism in Eukaryota, Viridiplantae, Streptophyta, Magnoliopsida, Arecales, Arecaceae. The record is from RefSeq and is a predicted model, not a curated record.
AUCUUCAUUGAUCUAUCGUCACCAUCACAAAACCCUCUCUUUGUCGCCCAUUUUUCUCCUUGUAUUCUAAUCCGAAGAAACCGCUUUUCUAUGAGGAUUCAUCCCUCUCAUUCCCCUACCCUUUUUAUUUAUUUAUUAGGUACAAGAUUGGGGUAGGUGGGGUUUUGGGAAGAAGGAGAAAGGAAUAGCAAGCAAAGGGCAGUCCCAGCCCUUUUCUCCUAAUCCAUGGGCCGCCGGAAGCGUAACCCUACCCAGCGACCCGCCAUCGCCGAUGCCUCCUCCCCCUCCCCGGUGGCCUAUGAUGGCGCCCAGCGCCCCGCCCCUCCCCCAUCCGAUCACAAGGAACGGCCCGCCGCCGCCGCCGUCGCCGAGGUUGACGCCGCCGUGAAGGUGGAGUGCGAGCGGGCGCUGACGGCCCUCCGGCGGGGGAACCACAAGAAGGCCCUCCGGCUGAUGCGGGACGCGUGCGUCCAGCACGAGUCCUCCCCGCUCCUCCACCGUGUCCACGGCACCAUCCUGGUGAAGGUCGCCGCCCUCCUCGACGACCCCAACGCGAAGCUCCGCCACCUCCGCGCCGCCAUCGACUCCGCUCGCCGCGCCGUCGCCCUCUCCCCUUCCUCCAUCGAGUUCGCCCACUUCUACGCGAACCUCCUCUACGAGGCCGCCACCGAUGGCCGGGGAUACGACGAGGUCCUCCAAGAGUGCGAGCGCGCCCUCAGCAUCUCGGAUCCCAUCGACCCCGCCCGCGAGAGCCUCCAGGACGAGGCCCACCACAAGCUCUCCACCCCCGAGGCCCGGAUCGACCAGGUCCGUCAGGAGCUCCGCGCCCUUAACCACAAGUCCAACAUCGCCUCCAUCUCCAGCUGGAUGAAGAACCUCGGCGGCGCCGGCGAGGAGAAGUUCCGGGUCAUUCCCAUGCGCCAC